Messenger RNA from Chiroxiphia lanceolata (lance-tailed manakin), 1290 nucleotides. RefSeq names its product glial fibrillary acidic protein (gene GFAP). Gene Ontology annotation, molecular function: structural constituent of cytoskeleton. Lineage: Eukaryota; Metazoa; Chordata; Aves; Passeriformes; Pipridae. Gene Ontology annotation, biological process: intermediate filament organization; regulation of chaperone-mediated autophagy. Gene Ontology annotation, cellular component: cell projection; intermediate filament; cytoplasm. The record is from RefSeq and is a predicted model, not a curated record.
AUGGAGAGCCAGCGCCCAUCCUCCUACAGCCGCCGCUUCGGCCCCGCCACCCCCAUGCACCGGGCCCCCGCCAGCCCCCCAGCCCGGAGCCACCGGGGACUCCGUGGCACUCACCCGGCCGCCCGACUGGGCUCGGGCAGGAUGGACUUCUCGCUGGCCACGGCGCUCAACUUGGAGUUCCGGGAGACGCGCACCAGCGAGAGGGUGGAGAUGAUGGAGCUCAACGACCGCUUCGCCAGCUACAUCGAGAAGGUGCGGCUGCUGGAGCAGCAGAACAAGGUGCUGGUGCUGGAGCUGAACCAGGCGCGGGACCAGGAGCCCUCCCGCCUGGGGGACGUUUACCAGGAGCAGCUGCGGGAGCUGCGGCUCCACGUGGAGCAGUUGGGCACCGCCAAGGCCCGGCUGGAGAUCGAGAGGGACAACCUGGCCCAGGACCUCAGCAGCCUCCAGCAGAAGCUGCAGGACGAAGUGACCCUGCGGCUGGAGGCUGAGAGCAACCUGGCUGCCUACAGGCAGGAUGUGGACAACAGCACCUUGGCUCGCUUGGACCUGGAGCGGCGGGGGACCCUGCAGGAUGAGAUCGCCUUCCUGCGCAAGGUCCACGAGGAGGAGCUGCGGGAGCUGCAGGAGCAGCUGUCCCGGCAGCGGGUGCACGUGGAGGUGGACGCCAGCAAACCAGACCUGACGGCCGCCCUGCGCGACAUCCGCAGCCAGUACGAGGCCGUGGCCGCCAGCAACGCCCAGGAGACAGAGCAGUGGUACAAGUCCAAGUUCGCAGACCUGACGGACGCGGCCGCCCGGCAAACCGAGGCCCUGCGCGCGGCCAAGCAGGAGGCCAACGAGUACCGGCGCCAGCUGCAGGCCCUCACCUGCGACCUGGAGGCUCUGAGGGGCUCGAACGAGUCCCUGGAGAGGCAGCUGCGGGAGCUGGAGGAGCGCUACACCCUGGAGACGGCCGGCUACCAGGACACAGUGGCACGGCUGGAGGAGGACAUCCAGAGCCUCAAGGAGGAGAUGGCCCGACACCUGCAGGACUACCAGGACCUGCUCAAUGUCAAGCUGGCCCUGGACAUGGAGAUCGCCACGUACCGCAAGCUGCUGGAGGGCGAGGAGAGCAGGAUCACCAUCCCCGUGCAGAACUUCUCCAACCUGCAGGUCGAGGAGGAAAACUUGGACACCAAAUCUGUGUCAGAAACCCACGUGAAGAGGAGGAUCGUGGUCAAAACUGUGGAGACUCGAGAUGGAGAGGUGCUCAAGGAGUCCAAGCAGGAGCACAAGGAGGGGCCGUAG